Drosophila kikkawai is the source of this 948-nucleotide messenger RNA. RefSeq lists its product as uncharacterized. NCBI's taxonomy places the organism in Eukaryota, Metazoa, Arthropoda, Insecta, Diptera, Drosophilidae. The record is from RefSeq and is a predicted model, not a curated record.
AGAUCUAGCCGAAAAUAAGCCAAACUGGCAGCACGAUGUCUUGCAACAGGGGUCACAAAAUUGACUGGAAGCCGGAGCAUGUAACCCAUUUGCUGCAGCUGCUGAAGCAGCAUCCGAAUAUCUACGACCAAGGACACAUCUUCUACCUGGACAAAAAAGCGCGGGACGAGUCCAUGGCAAAGAUUCUGACACCACUGCAAGCCAAGUUGCCCAAUUUGACUGUGGAGGACAUCAAGGUGAAGUACGGUGCCCUGCGGAGUCAUUAUGUAUUGCUGAGCCGGCAGAUCGCCUCGGAAACGGGUGCCGGCAAGCAUAUGAAGGUGCCCUAUUGGUACAACCACAUGGACUUCCUGAGGACGCAUCUUAAUGGAGCUGGUCAUCGCAACGGCGAUGAGUCGACGGACCAGAGCGUUGGCAAGAGAUUAAGGCUGGACAAAAACCUAAUGGCCCUAGACUCCAUUCUGGGCGCCAGGGAGAAUAAUGCGGAGCUACCCCUCUCCGAAGGCAGUUCCGAGGACGAUGAACUGAGUCAUCUUAGCUAUCCUCCUCAUCGCCGCAAGUGUGCCCCAAAGUCGAAGGAGGAGCGUUCGCCGUAUGAAGCCAUAUUGCAUAUUGCCAUAGAUGCCGCCGAGAGAUUGGCGAGCCGACAGAACUACUCGCCCGAUGUGGAGGCCUUUGGUGAACUAAUAAAGGCCGAACUGGAAUCUCUGCAGGAUCUCGAUCAGCGAAAGAAGCUGCGGAAUAAGCUGAUGCAGGUAAUAAUUGAGAGCUCAAGGGAAGAGAAUUAGCACUUGGUUCGAACAUUUAAAAGAUAUUUGAGCAAAAUUGUCGCCUCCAUUAACUCUGGUAAAAUGAUAACUUAUAAACAAACUCUUAACAAUAUCUUGAAUACAACUAUAAACAUUUUAAAUAUAAAAUAAAUAUAAAUUUUGUAUACACAUUUUAAAA